AUGUCGUCACACGAUCAUCGUUCACUGUCCUGCGAGUCCUGCGACAGUCUGAGCGUGCAGGCCGUCGAACAACAGCUGCGCCAAAUGCAACAGCAGCUGAACGAAAUCAGCGUCAUACCGAUGCAGAUUCAGGCUACGCUUAGCUUCCUCACCCAAACCUUGUCCAAGUUUGCACCACCCGAGCUACAGCAGCAAUUACCGGAAGCACUGCGCGUAACCACGAAGCAAGCGGCGCAAGAAAUGGACGACUUUGUUGGUGAUAAAGAUUCAACACCGCAGCAGGACGAAACUACCGAUGGGGAAGUACCGGAGCAAGAGACGUACGCCAUCACGUUGGAGACACUGUUCGAUGAGUCAGAAGUUCUUGAUACGAUUCCGGCACGUGGAGAGGUUGAUGAUGAUGAUGAUGAUGGACAGACGCAGGACGACGAGACACCCGAAGAGCCUGAAAUUAGUGAAGAAGAGCGAUCGCGUAUUGAGAAGUUGGAGCGUAUCAUCAAGCUACAGAAAACUUGGCCCUGGAGUCAGCAGGAAAAGCCUAUCCAUAAACGCUCUAAUUGCCAUUUGGUUCCGAGUGUCGCAUUGGAGCGGUCGAAGAUCAAGCAACUGACAAACAUGGGGUCGCUUCCUUUCUACAAGCACGGAUACCUCACUCGGGUUUGAAAAUCAGGCG
Anopheles maculipalpis is the source of this 673-nucleotide messenger RNA. RefSeq lists its product as uncharacterized. NCBI's taxonomy places the organism in Eukaryota, Metazoa, Arthropoda, Insecta, Diptera, Culicidae. The record is from RefSeq and is a predicted model, not a curated record. Bases 1 to 663 code for a protein of 220 amino acids. The transcript has 2 exons.